AUGAGUGGAGACAAGUUGGAAACUGGGGUCGCGUCUGAUGCAGAAGGAUCGUUGGAUAAUUUAUCCUUGAGCUCUGUCCAGCCGAUACUCUCUAAUAAUGCUCAGGAUAAUGACAAGGGAGAGAGUGAGGAUACGAGGAAUCACUUAGAUGCGGCUAAUGGUGAGGAAGGAGAGGAAUCUGAUCCCAUACUAGAUCGAUAUUUCAGGGCAUGUCAAAAAGGUGACCUUAAGACUGUCAAAGAAAUGAUUGAAGGUGGAAUAAUCAACAUUAAUGAGGACUAUGAUCCAAUUGAGAAAGUAACCGGGCUUCAUUGGGCUAGUAUCAACAAUCGCCUUUCUGUUGUUUCCUAUUUAGUGGCCAAUGGAGCAGAUGUAAAUGCAAAGGCAGGAACCUUACAUGCCCCUCCUCUUCAUUGGGCGGCGCGUUAUGGUUAUGUCUACAUUGUUCAUUACCUUCUUGCACAUGGAGCAGACGCAACUUUAGAAGAUGAUCAAGGUUUCAAUUUAUUGCAUCUUUCGGUGAAUAGCUCUAAUAUUAUGCUGGUUCAAUACGUUUUGUUCUUUGUGGUGAGUAAGGGUAUCAUCGAUGUAGACUGUCAGGAUCCCAAUGGGAGGACUCCUCUACUUUGGGCUGCCUACCAAGGUGAUUCGCUGACCGUCGAUUCCUUGUUGCGCUUUGGUGCCCAUCCAAAGGUCCCCGACAGUGGCGGAUUCACCCCUUUACAUUGGGGUACACUCAAAGGACAACCACAUGUUCUCAUGUAUCUGAUACAAAGUGGAGGUGAUUUUUUCCUCAAGACUAAUGAUGGGAAAGAUUGCUUCACCAUCGCAAAAGAGAUGAAUACUGUUCAUUCGCUUACAGAAGCAUUGAACCACUGCGGAUUUAAUCCAGAGGGAUACCCAUAUAAGAAGUACUUUGGCAAGAGUUAUCAUGCCAAAUUAACGACAUUUUUCAUUCCAUGGAUCUUCCUUGGAAUCGCAUUCGGAUUAUUCGCUCACAUCCAUCCACUUAUCGCGCUACCUAUAACACUAGUCUUUGGUAUCGCUAGCAUAAAGGCGCUCAAUAAUUUUGUGCUCACGUCCUAUGGUCGUACGGGAGUCACGCCAUUGUCUUUGUUGAGAACGCCAUUGUAUGCUGGUGUGUUCUCGGGUAGUGUCUUCUGGCUCGUCUGCGUCUGGGUGCGCAAAGUUCUUCCCAUGACAUUAGUCGAAGAGUUUUGGUCGAAUCUAGCUUUGACGAUAUUGAUCUUUUCCGUUGGUUAUCAUUUUGUUAAAUUAUUGAAAGAAGAUUCAGGUUGUGUACCACCUGAGAGAGACUAUGAGAAGAUCAGAGAUACUGUGAGUGAACUUCUAAAAGUUGGUAAAUACGAUACGAGACAUUUCUGCAUUGAGAGCUGGAUAAGAAAGCCUCUACGAAGCAGGUUCUCCUCUUUGAAUGGUACAUUAAUAGCCCGUUUCGAUCAUUACUGCCCAUGGAUUUACAACGACGUCGGUUUGAAAAAUCAUAAGCGGUUCUUGUACUUUGUUGCACUAAUUGAAGUUGCUGUUUGGAUCUUUGCACAUCUCUGUCUGGAGUAUUUCGAUGAGCUUGAAGAUAACUAUGACGACUACAACGGAGAUUUGAAAUGCUUCUUGAUAGGAGAUAGCGAGCUUUGUGCGGGAUUGACCUACGACCUUUUUACCACUUUGAUUCUUCUAUGGGCGGUCUUCCAAUCCAUAUGGGUGGGUUGUCUGGUGUUUGUUCAAGCUUUCCAGAUUUUCAAAGGUGUAACAAAUUAUGAGUAUAGCAAGUUGAUGAGGGACAACAAGCGCAUUAACAUAGAUCCUGCAGUGGCAAAUGAAUUCUUUAGUACAGCGCCAGAAGACUUGGAUGCCGAUUUGACUACCGAAUCUAGGGUUACAGAUAUUGAUACAACCGCUCCAGAUAGUCGCCGUCGCCCCUUACCACGUCUAAAUGAGUCUAGAAGAUGUUUUGGUACCUUUUGUGCCAUAACUGGGAUGGAUCAAUGGAUCAUGAUAUUGAAAGAAGCUGUUGGAAUGUCGCGUGAAGCAUUGGGCUCAUCACAAACUUCCCAGUCGUCCUUUCCAACAGAUUAUGGCUGGAAGACAAAUAUCAAGGAUUUUUGGCUCUUGAGUGACAAGACAGCACCUAUGUGGCAGAGAGUUUUCUAUUCCCCUGUUACUUCAAGAGCUCUUCUAGGAGGACAAGAGGUGAAUUAUUACGAAUUGUACAACUAUCCAGAGAAGAUUUAA
Messenger RNA from Torulaspora delbrueckii, 2253 nucleotides. Its product is annotated as ankyrin repeat domain-containing DHHC palmitoyltransferase family protein. Gene Ontology annotation, cellular component: Golgi membrane. Lineage: Eukaryota; Fungi; Ascomycota; Saccharomycetes; Saccharomycetales; Saccharomycetaceae. Gene Ontology annotation, biological process: protein palmitoylation. The record is from RefSeq and is a predicted model, not a curated record. Gene Ontology annotation, molecular function: palmitoyltransferase activity; protein binding. Bases 1 to 2253 code for a protein of 750 amino acids. The transcript has a single exon.